AUGUAUGCAAUAUUCCCGGUCCACCAGUACACCACAUUUGAACUGCAGACUAAGUAUGAUUAUCUAUCUAUCUAUCUAUCUAUAUAUCUAUCUAUCUAUCUGUGUAUGUCUGUUUGCCUAUCUAUCUGUCUCUAUUUCCGUCUGUUCAUAUCUAUCUAUCUAUCUAUCUAUCUAUCUAUUUCAGUCAGUUCAUAUCUAUCUUCCUAUCCAGUUAUCUAUCUCUGUCAGUCUGUUCAUAUCUAUUUAUUUAUCUCACUCUGUUUAUAUCUAUCUAUCUAUCUGUGUAUGUCUGUUUGCCUAUCUAUCUGUCUCUCUAUUAACGUCUGUUCAUAUCUAUCUAUCUAUCUAUCUAUCUAUCUAUCUAUCUAUCUAUUUCAGUCUGUUCAUAUCUAUCUUCCUAUCCAGUUAUCUAUCUCUGUCAGUCUGUUCAUAUCUAUUUAUUUAUCUCACUCUGUUUAUAUCUAUCUAUCUAUCUAUCUAUCUAUCUAUCUAUCUAUCUGUGUAUGUCUGUUUGCCUAUCUAUCUGUCUCUCUAUUUCCGUCUGUUCAUAUCUAUCUAUCUAUCUAUCUAUCUAUCUAUUUCAGCCUGUUCAUAUCUAUCUUCCUAUCCAGUUAUCUAUCUCUGUCAGUCUGUUCAUAUCUAUUUAUUUAUCUCACUCUGUUUAUAUCUAUCUAUUUAUCUAUCUAUCUCAGUCUGUUUAUAUAUAUCUAUCUCAGUUUGUUCAUAUGUAUUUAUUUAUCUAUCGAUCUCAGUAUGUUCAUAUAUAUCUAUCUACCAUCUAUCUAUCUGUUUCUCUUCAUAUCUAUCUAUCGCUCUAUCUGUAUUUAUAUUUGCCUAUCUAUUUCAUUGUAUUCAUAUCUUUUUAUCUCAUUGUGUUCAUAUCUAUCUAUCUAUCUAUCUAUCUAUCUAUCUAUCUAUCUAUCUAUCUAUCCGUUGACUCUCUCUCUCUCUCUCUCUCUCUCUCUCUCUCUCUCUCUCGCUCGCUCGCUUUCGCGCCCACGUGAACAGAGAAAUACCAAUACCCACUUUUUGGAUGCUUCUCAGAUUUAUGGAUCCAAUUCAAUCACGAUGAGAGGAUUAAGAAAUGGAACUAAAGGUUUGUUGUCCAUAUUUCCCGAUUCCAAGAACGGAGAUCUUCUUCCUCAAGACAUUGCGAACACGGUUAACUGUCAGUUGCCAAAUCCAAACCCGAAUAAAAUAUACUGUUUUAAAGCAGGUGACAGUAGAGCGAACGACCAGCCCACUGUAAUCACACUGUACACGUUGUUUGCUCGGGAACACAACCGAGUUGCUAAAACGCUAGCCUUCAUCAACCCAACUUGGAAUGAUGAAAAGUUAUUCCAAGAAGCUCGCAAAAUUGUUAUCGCUGAACUUCAGCAUAUCGUCUACAACGAAUACUUGCCGGUCAUUCUAGGAACCAACAUUAUGAACACCUACGGCCUCACCUUGAAAUCCACGGGCUACAAGAACGACUAUUCCAAUCAUACCAACCCUGUUAUCCGCGGCGCCUUUACUAGUGUCAUGGACAUGACCAUAGCUACACUGAGCCGGGCAACAUUCAACGCUAACGGCAGAUCAAACAAACUAAGUUCUUCCUAUCAGAAUCCAAGCGUUUUCUACAAGAAUUUGAACGCCGUCGACUCGAUCGUUGGAGAAAUGUUAAAAGAAAAAUCACAGAAAUUCGACAGAUUAGUGACUGACGAAUUAACAAACAGGUACAAAGAAAAAGUCCCAGGUGAAGGCUUUGAUCUAGCUGCUACAACCAUUCAAAGAAGCCGUGACCACGGCUUACCUGUCUAUCUGGCAUGGCUAUUGCUCUGUGGUUUCAAAACACCCAUGGACUUUUCUCAGCUUCCAUUCCAUGAUAGUGAGGCUAAACGAAAGCUAUCAAAUAUGUAUGUGAGGGGGGCACCCCCCUCUCUCUCUCUCUCUCUCUCUCUCUCUCUCUCUCUCUCUCUCUCUCUCUCUCUCUCUGUGCGUGUGCGUGUGUGGUAA
Molecule: messenger RNA, 1995 nt
Organism: Acanthosepion pharaonis
Lineage: Eukaryota; Metazoa; Mollusca; Cephalopoda; Sepiida; Sepiidae
Source: the annotation of a GenBank genome assembly